Pterocles gutturalis (yellow-throated sandgrouse) is the source of this 2044-nucleotide messenger RNA. It is a transcript of the gene NDC1, whose product is annotated as NDC1 transmembrane nucleoporin. Gene Ontology annotation, molecular function: protein-macromolecule adaptor activity. The record is from RefSeq and is a predicted model, not a curated record. The transcript is spliced from 16 exons. Gene Ontology annotation, biological process: nuclear pore organization. Gene Ontology annotation, cellular component: nuclear pore transmembrane ring. Bases 46 to 1848 code for a protein of 600 amino acids. NCBI's taxonomy places the organism in Eukaryota, Metazoa, Chordata, Aves, Pterocliformes, Pteroclidae.
UUCAAUGAUUUAUAUACUUCCUACGUCAUCUUUUGUACCCUCCUUAUGUCUGUGGUGAUACUAGUAAUAAGCAUCUUCAACGCUGAAUUUUAUACAGUUGUGCCAUCAAUACCAUGCUCUCGAUUAGCACUGAUAGGAAAAAUUAUUCACCCUCAGCAAGUUAUCCAUUCAGUUGUUCAUGCUGUAAUGGGAAUGUUGGUCGCUUGGUGCGCUGCAGUUAUGACAAAAGGGAAGUUCCAGUUCCUUGCUGUGCCCUGCACACCUCCAGAAAGCCUAGAUGAUGCUGUUCCUCAGAUGUGCCUAAAUGAAUAUCACCUCUUUUUUCUACUUUCUGGAGCUUUCAUGGGAUACAGUUAUAGUCUUUUGUAUCUUAUUAACAAUAUGAAUUAUUUGCCAUUUCCAAUCAUACAGCAAUACAAGUACUUACGUUUCAGAAGAUCUUUGCCUCUCCUCAUUAAACACAGUUGUGUGGAAUCACUAUAUUUCGUUAGAAACUUCUGUGCCGCAUAUUACUUUUUUGGUUAUAUCCCAAAGGUAUGGAUAAGUACCACAAUGGAUCUUCAUAUAGACAGAAAAUUGCAUCCUCUUGACACUUUGACUGGCUUAUUGGAUAUCUCCUUGUUUUACCAUGCCUGGUUAUGUGGCGUAUUUCUCCUGAUCACCUGGUACAUUGCAUGGUUACUCUUCAAAAUCUAUGCUACAGAGACACAUCAUUUUCCUAUCCAGCCGACUUUUGCUGAGGAGACAGACCAGUGCCUGCCUAAAAUCUUAAACAGCAACCCUCCGCUCAUUAUAAAGUUUUUAGCCUUACAAGACUUGAUGUUACUUUCCCAGUAUUCUCCUGUUCGACGACAGGAAGUCUUUAGCCUUAGUCAGCCAGGUGGGCACCCGCACAACUGGACUGCAGUAUCAAGGGAGUGUUUGAGUCUUCUCAGUGAUCUGACCCAGAGGCUGAUCACACAGCAGGAAGCUGCAGCAGCAAAUGGGAGAGCAAAGCAGCCAGCAGGAGAGCUGAAAGGAUCUCCACAGGCUCCAGGAGCUGUUGUGCAGGAAGACAUGUCUUUCCAGUCACCGAGGUCUAAUAUUCCCAGAGCCUCCAUGUCUUCACUGGUUAAAUCAUCCCUAAUGCCUUUAAAGACAUCGCCUGGGUCUGAUGUUGGUUCGCCUUUCAGCUCACCUGCUUUAAAUUGCAAGAUGGGAAUUCUGGAUGUCAGCUCUCCUUGGCAUGGAUCAGUCCAAAGUCCUCGUGUUAUGAGAAGGGGACCAAAGCUGUGGACGUCAGGUUCAGAUCUGCAAAUGAAUGGUUCCCACCACGAAUCCUUCCCAGUGCUCUCUGCUGCAAGAGUUGGCAGUGAGGCAGUACAGCCGAGCUUUAUUUACACAUGGCUUCAGAACAAGCAAGAACAGAUAAAAAACUUUUUGUCAAAACGAGUGCUGAUAAUGUAUUUCUUCAGCAAGCAUCCAGAAGCCUCCAUCCAAGCUGUCUUCUCUGAUGCCCAAAUGCACAUGUGGGCUUUGGAAGGUCUGUCUCAUUUGGUAGCAGCCUCCUUUACUGAAGACCAAUUUGGAGUUGUCCAAACCACACUACCAGCUAUCCUGAAUACUUUACUGACUCUUCAGGAGGUUGUAGACAGACAUUUCAAACUGCCUCAUGUUUCUAGCAAGCCCCCCAGGAUUUCAGGAAGUCUGGUGGACACGUCCUACAAAACGCUACGAUUUGCACUUAGGGCAUCUCUGAAAACAGCACUAUACCGGAUAACUACUGUCUUUGGAGAGCACUUAAAUGCAGUGCAAGUGUCUACAGAACAUAAGAAAAGACUUCAGCAAUUCUUGGAAUACAAAGAAUAAAUGACAUUUUGAUGCAGCUACGUUUUUUUUUUCAACACUCUUGGUGAGAAGAAAGUGGGACUAAUGAGCCUUUUUAUCUUGGCUCUUUGGAAAAGCAUAUGGGAGUACAAGUCGCAGAACGAAACUCUUAAAACUUUAGAAGAGCUCUUCCUGGUUUGGAUAAUUUUUUGUAUAAUAAAACUUUUUUAAAAAUUCC